GGAACACGGCCCCUCAUCCUUGAGGCAGCAGGCUGGCGAUCAUCGUUGUCGUCACCUCUAGCUGCCUAUCGUUAUGCCUCCCCGCACAAACAAACCCUCAACGAUUAAUAUUGCCUCAAUGGCUGCUACUCACAACCUCCUGCUCGGCUCUUCCAAUUUUCACAACUUGACUCUCGCACAGCAGGUUCUUACUAUCAGAUCUCAACGUUGAAUUCGACAAAGCACGAUUCCGCAAGUAAACACUAGCAGGAUGAAGAUUCUCGUUCUCGGAGGCACCCAAUUCGUCGGUCGAGCCGCAGUCGCCGAAGCCGUGUCUCGCGGCCACGAAGUCACGACCCUGAACCGCGGGACCAGGGCCCCCGAGGAGGGCGUGACCGCCCUCGUCGGCGAUCGUCUAGCGCCAGACGGCCUGCGAGCCCUCGAGGGCAGGGCCUUCGACACCGUCAUCGACACCUGGCCCCGCGACGCCGCCGCCGUCGAGACGGCCGUCGACGCCCUCCGCGGGCGCAUCGGCCAGUUCAUCUACGUCUCGAGCAUCAGCGUCUACCUUCCGGACGACGACCCCCACUUUACCGAGGACUCGCCCGUCCUGGACCCAGACACCAGCGACUUCAGGUACGGCGCCGACAAGCGCCGCGGCGAGCUCGCCGCCCAGGCGUCCGGCGUCCCCACCGUCAUCGCGCGGCCCGGGCUGAUCCUGGGCCCGCACGAGGGCGCCAAGGGGCGGAUCCCGUGGUGGCUGAACCGGAUGCUCAGAGGCGGGCCCACGCUGGCCCCCGGGCCGCCGGACUCGCCGCUGCAGUUCAUCGACCCGCGGGACCUCGCGCGGUUCCUGGUCGACGCGGCCGAGGCCCGCGGAGGGGGCGUCUACAACACGCUGAGCCGGCCCGGCCACUCGACCAUGCGGGAGCUGCUUGAGACGUGCAGUGCCGUGACGGGCGGGCGGGCGGAGCUGAGGUGGGUGGAUCCCGAGACGGUCCUCGCUAAGGGUAUUCUGCCGUGGACGGAGAUGCCUGUCUGGAUGCCGCCUGGGAAGAAGCACGGGUACUGCUUCAAUGUGGAUGUCACGAAGGCUUUUGAGGCAGGGCUGCGCGUCAGGCCGGCGAUGGAGACGAUUGUGGAUACGUGGGAGUGGUUGAGGGGCAUGGAUGAGUCUUCCGAAUCUAGCACUUAUGGCCUCGGAGACCUGGGCUUGGAUCCUGAGAAGGAAAUGGCUGCGUUGGAGUGAACGGCACAGGAAGCGGUCAGGGCUCAGGGGUUAUCCAGGCAUUGAGAUUAAACUGCCCUUCUAAGUAUGUUGAG
This is a messenger RNA of Phialemonium atrogriseum, 1302 nucleotides long. Its product is annotated as reductase. The coding region runs from base 251 to 1228 and encodes 325 amino acids. Lineage: Eukaryota; Fungi; Ascomycota; Sordariomycetes; Cephalothecales; Cephalothecaceae. The transcript has a single exon. The record is from RefSeq and is a predicted model, not a curated record.